CUUUCUCCGGUUCGAAUGACAAUCGUUCGAUUUGCGUCAGCUGAGAGAGAAACAACGGCAGAGCGCGUAUUCGUACUCUUUCCCAUGCAGUGCUAAUUUACACCAAUUGUGUGGUAAUUUAGUAGCAGCAGAGUGUUUACUGUGGUGGUGUUUCGAAGAAAGGUUUGUGAUUACAUGUGCAUGAGCAUGUUCCAGUACUAUUAUUUACUACACAUAUCGGCGUCAUCCACAAAUUGAACCGCAAGAAGUAAGGUCAAACGCUACAAAUCGUGGACGGCAUUGCGUAAUCUCAUAAACCUUAGGUUACUUAUCGGUACCAGUAUUGCAUCGAUUUGCGAAAAUGAGCGAAAUUGCAGUGCAAGAUCUGACAUUGAAUGGGUGCUCCUCAUCGGCCGCAGAUGCAAGCGUAGGGAUAUCGAGAACUACUGAAGAGAUUCAAAUCCCUGUUCCAUGGGGAAUAGUUGCAGGUAAAUGGUGGGGUUCCCGGCAGAAGCAGCCAGUGCUAGCAUUCCACGGAUGGCAGGACAAUGCAGGAACAUUCGAUAGGCUUUGUCCGCUCCUUCCGGAGCAUAUUUCCAUUCUGGCGAUUGACCUUCCUGGCCAUGGCAAAUCGUCCCAUUAUCCGAAGGGAAUGCAUUACUACAUCUUUUGGGAUGGAAUUUCGCUGAUUCGACGAAUUGUGAAAUAUUUCGGCUGGAGCAAAAUAACGUUGAUGGGACAUUCGCUUGGAGGCGCCCUAAGUUUUAUGUAUGCAGCUGCCUUUCCUGACCAAGUUGAGGGAUUCGUUUGUAUUGACAUUGCGGGGCCUCCAGCAAGAGACCAUCGGAAACAAGCAGCAAGUCUAGGCGACUGCAUCGAUAAAUUUUUGUAUUAUGAAACACUACCAGAAUCCAAGAUGCCCUGCUACAGUUAUGACGAUGCGAUCGAUGUGGUUCUCGCUGCCUAUGAUGGGUCGGUAGAUUUACAAUCGGUGGAAGUGCUCAUGCAACGCGGAAUGGCACCAGCUCCCGCUCAUUCCAACAAGGAAGGAUAUCAUUUCUCCAGAGACUUACGUCUGAAGGUCGCUCUCAUGGGUAUGCUCUCGCUUGAACAGGUCAUAGCGCAUGCUGAACGAAUUAAAUGUAAAGUGCUGAAUAUACGGGCCAUCCCGGGAUUACAUUUCGAAAAUCAGGAGUACUAUCCCAGUGUGAUAGAAGCGAUGAAGAAAUCUUCGGCCCGACUGAUUUAUCAUGAAAUCCCUGGCACGCAUCACAUUCAUCUGGUCACCCCGGAGCGAAUAUCUCAGCAGGUGUCGAACUUUCUGCUGGAAACGAAUGUUUCUUAAAUCAUUGUGUGACUUUCUAAUAAGCACCCCGUUUCGAUCUUUUAUCAUAUUCCAUGUUUGUUGAUAGCACUCUCGGCUUGUUUCAAGCACCACUUUUGACCUAGUUAUACAAUCUGUUAGAUUGACGGUACAAAACAAAUAAAAUUAAUCUGACGCACUAUUUCAACGCAGAUAAUUGAAAAUAAGAAAAAAAAACUAUUUAUAUGUUAGCAUUAAAUAACUUUAGCAAAGGCGAGGUAUUAGAAAGUAAUUUUAACUAAAUAGCAAAAAAUAACUGUUUAACAGUUGGGUAUAUAUUUGUAUUUAAAGGGUUGUGUGAAAUAUAGUUGUGCUUUAUUCACGCGA
Messenger RNA from Toxorhynchites rutilus septentrionalis, 1669 nucleotides. RefSeq names its product probable serine hydrolase. Bases 341 to 1324 code for a protein of 327 amino acids. Lineage: Eukaryota; Metazoa; Arthropoda; Insecta; Diptera; Culicidae. The transcript has 3 exons. The record is from RefSeq and is a predicted model, not a curated record.